Messenger RNA from Polyodon spathula (Mississippi paddlefish), 3968 nucleotides. Its product is annotated as thioredoxin domain-containing protein 16-like. The record is from RefSeq and is a predicted model, not a curated record. The transcript is spliced from 21 exons. Lineage: Eukaryota; Metazoa; Chordata; Actinopteri; Acipenseriformes; Polyodontidae. The coding region runs from base 210 to 2672 and encodes 820 amino acids.
AAACACAGCAGCAUUCACUGCAAAUUACACUUUGUUAUUUAUGACUCCGUUUAAAAUAACAGACUAAUAAAUAUAACCAAACCAGUGCAAAUCUGGAGAAAACACGGUCACUGCACAUCCAUCCUCGCUGCUCACGCGAAUCGAUACAGUCAGUGAAAAUCGGGUUCCUUUUUUCUUUAUUGGAUGCAGUGCCAUUCCACCGAUUAAACAUGACCAGACAAGCAAUGCCCACGAUGCUGCUGCUGCUGCUGCUGUGUGUGACCGGGGUGCGGGGCAGCACAGAGGCCGACUCUGAGCUCACAGAAUUAACAUCAAACGGUUUUAUCAAAGUAUUGGACUCCGGGAGGGCUGCUUUCAUAUAUUUUGGCGAUGCAGUCAGCCCGAUCCUCGCCCUGUUCCUCAAGCAGUUAGAGAAAUCAGUGGAGGUGCUGGAGGAUUAUGGGGUCCUGGUUGCUAAGGUGAACUGUGCCAAGGAGCAAGUACCAACAUACUGUACAAUUGAAAAAGUAUUAAAGAAAGUGUAUUUAUUCAGAGGUGGGGUGGUGCUCCGAAGUUUCACCACAGACACGGUUUUCGACGAGAACGCCAUUGUAGCUCACGUGCUGUUCGCUCUUCUGUUCAAUGAGGUGAAGUAUGUGCAGACACCCGCAGAGCUGCAGAACAUCGAGAAGGCAGUGAAGGGGCGGGCGGACGUGGUGCUGGCCCGCGUUCAGGCAUUGGGAACAGCAGAGCACAGGGCAGUGAUGGAAGCUGCUUUUGUCUACGGAGCAGAGUACCAGUUUGUGUUGACGACGGGAGGGAUGGUGCUGCAGCACAUGGGUGUUGAGGAGUCAAGCAAGCUGACCGCUGGACUCUGGUUCCUCCACUGCAAGCUGGUGUCCAGGAGGUCCGAGCCCUGCCGUCACAGCGCCCUGAAGAAGCCCCUGAGCACUGUGCAGAUCUACACCUUCCUCAAACUCAUGAGCGCACCACUCCUGAUGGAGGUCUCUGCAGACCCUGCUGAUGUGAAGACUGUGCACAACCAUCUCCAGUGCCCCGUGCUCUUCCUGUUCACACAGAGAGAGACGCUCGUGCUGGACAGGAGCACUGCUGAGUCUGUCGCCUGGAGACUGAGGGGAGAGGCGGGGGUGGUGCUGGUGCACAGGGAUCACCCAGGAGUGAAUGUUCCUGCAGGACACAACGUGGCAUACCGGCUGCCAGCAGAGGGCUCCCGUGUGAAGUACCUGACCCUGCAGGACGUGGAGGGGGUGGUGAGGCUCUUCACAGAGGGGGACAGGGUGGGGGAGGAGGAGGAGGAGGAGGAGGAGGAGGAGGAGGAGGAGGAGGAGCACUGGUCUGUUUUAGAUAUUUUGGAUGACGAGGUGUCUGAGUCUGUGUAUAGGGACAGGAGUGUCAACCUGGAGUCCCACCUUGUGCCAGCACUGACUGCUCAGACAUUCAGCACUGCAGUGGCAGCAGCAGGCCACACGGUGGUGCUCUUCUACCAUAGUUGGGAUGCUGUAUCCAUGGCCUUCAUGCAGUCUUACCUCGAAGUAGCCAGCAUGAUGCAAGACGUGGUGGAUGUGUCACUGGCCCGCGUGAACUGCGGUGACUGGACGGAGGUGUGCACCAAUCAGAACGCCAGCCAAAUUCCUACGGUGACGCUCUUCAGCCCCGGCGAUCGACCGCGACGCUACAACGGCAUGCUGGGAACAGAGAGUCUGCACAGCUUCAUCAGAUUGAGCAGGAUGCCGGCCCCGCUGCACUUGUCCUCAGAGGACGAAGCAGAGUCCUUCCUCCGAGGGGACCUGUCCCACAGCCUGACCCCCCACACCCCAGUGCUGGUCCUGGGCUUGUUCAACUCCAGACUGGAGCCAGGCAGCAUUGUGUUCCAGGAGGCUUGCCUGGCCCUGAGAGGGGAGCUUGUGACUGGUAUCUUCGCUGAACCACAGGCAUCCCAGUGGGCCCAGCAGUACACUGCCUCCCUGCCAGCGCUGAUCCUCUCCAGGACCCCCAACUCUCUCAUCCACACCCUCCCCCUCCUGAGCUCCAGCACAGAGGAGGUCGUCUCCAUUGUAAGGAGGGCCGCCCUGCACCCGCUCCCAGAACUGACUGUGUUAAACCUGCCCUCCUAUCUGGAGCUGGGCCGGCCGCUACUCAUCCUGUUUGUGGACAGGGACGACAGUGAGAGCGUCCAUGCGAGACAGGAGCUGAGCACACUGCAGGACAGAGGACAGCUGGACCACUACAUGCCCUGCUGGAUACACCUGGCUCGGACCCCAGCAGGCAGGGCUGUGUUGGAGUCGCUCCUGGGCUCUGUCCCCCAGCUCCCUGCCCUGGUCCUUUCUCAACUCGGCUCAGAGGGAGAGGUCUUCCUAUUUGCAGCACAACAGCCCCUGCUGGCUGAGACAGUGCAGCGCUGGCUGAGCAGAGUGCAGAGCAGGGAGGAGGAACCCUCUGGGGUGCUGUCGGACGAGCAGUGGGGUCCCCCGGUCCCCCUGUUUGAUUUCCUGGCUGUGAUGGACGAGGCAGUGCCGGGCUUCGCUGCCCAGAGGACUGAGGAGGAGGAGGAGGAGGAGGAGGAGGGAGAGAGAGCAGACCCAGACCCAGUCCCAGAGUCCAGCCCGCCAGUUUCCACAGCGCGGCCUCCCCAGCGAUCAGACCUACCCAAGCACACCCACACCGAGCUUUAGCUGCACGCUGCGGACAGCUCCAUUCGCCCAGACACCGACACCCACUCCAUAUUAAAACACUUUCAGCCAGCAUUACCCUGGACCCCCUUUGGUAAUGAGGUGCCGGUGGGUUCUCGUCCUGGUUAAAUCAAACUGAACAUAACCGACCAGAUUCUGUUCAGUUAUUCCUGUGUUGUUGCAAAGUGCCGGUAUUUCAGAAAAAGUGCCUUAGUUUCGAUGAGUUGUAUGGACCUCCAGCUUGUUCUGAUUGCUGAUCAGGUGGUGCAAAAGAAAGAUGAAAAAAAACAAAAAAAAUAACUGAAUGUGUGUGUGCCAGGGGGUUCCAAUCAGCUGUGUUUGAGGUGGCAGGCCCUUGGCUGCCUCUGCACUGAAAUUAAUACAGGAACACACUGCGGGCAACAAGACUGCAAAAUACACACGAAAAACAACCAAAAACACCACCAUUAGGUGGCGCCGGUGCAGCGAGUGCUCUGCUGUUUCAUCACUCGCAGCCUGUAGACGAGGAGUAGUGUUUUCUGCCGUGCAGAGCAGGUAUAACAGCAGCAGCAGCCUCUGAAUUGGGGUCCGGGUCGCUGCACAGGCAUCGCAGUUCUUGAGAUAAUAAAGUUUAACUAGUAAAAAAAAAAAAAAAAUUACCAUAUUUUUACAGUAACUUUACCUUAAUAUUCACUUAAUACAACUGUAUUUGUAGAUUAAUUCUAGUGUAUAUUUCUAGUUCUAGAUAAAUAAUUAACGUAUUUUACACUAAUAUUGAACAGCUUUUACCAUAAUUUGAAGCGUUUGCUGAGACAUCUUGCAUUACAGCCAUCUGUGAAGAAUGUGGGAAAGUGCAAUGCUCAUUGCCAAAUCUUGUUUCCUGAAACCUUUCCAUCUGGGAAAGAAAUAUACAAUUCAGGUUGGCUCGUAGGUUGCCAAAGGGAAAGAAUCCUGAAGUAGUAUCCUGCUGCCUGUAGACUGGUAAAAGAAAUAGCUUUCCGUAACUCUUUCAGGGCUGUAGCUUGAGCUCAGCGGAGCACUGCGCUCUCUGUGUGCGGAUUUUCCAUGCUGACCAUGAAACGGUGCAAUAGAAUCCAAAUGCUGCCUCGCUAGGAGUGGUGUUUAUCUGGUAUGAUAGAUUCUGUAAAUAGGAAACUAUUAUUUAGUGUGUUAUAAAUAAACCAUUGUCUAAAAAUGUCAUAAUUUGCAUGCAACCCAUUACUGAUUUCCUGUACCUGAAUUAAGAUGGUCAGAGAUGUUUUAACUGUGGAUUAAUCAAAUAACUUUUCUUAAGAACAUAUUAAAAAUUAAUUGAUCUAG